Messenger RNA from Lolium rigidum, 2096 nucleotides. RefSeq names its product monosaccharide-sensing protein 2-like. The coding region runs from base 6 to 2096 and encodes 696 amino acids. The record is from RefSeq and is a predicted model, not a curated record. The transcript is spliced from 7 exons. Gene Ontology annotation, cellular component: membrane. Gene Ontology annotation, molecular function: myo-inositol:proton symporter activity. Gene Ontology annotation, biological process: transmembrane transport. Lineage: Eukaryota; Viridiplantae; Streptophyta; Magnoliopsida; Poales; Poaceae.
GCACGAUGCUACCUGACUUUGCCCCCAUCGAUGGGGCGGUGCUCUUUGGAUUGGUGGCGUCCAUCGGCAACUUACUCCAGGGGUGGGACAAUGCGAGUAUCGCAGGUUCUAUGCUCUACAUAAAGGAGGAGUUCAACUUGCAGAGCAUGCCAAUGGUUGAGGGAGCUAUCAUGGCCAUGGCACUUUUUGGUGCGACAAUGAUCACAACAAUCUCAGGGGCGUUGGCUGAUGCAUUUGGUAGGCGGAUGAUGCUACUUGUCUCUGCAGUAUUAUCAUUUAUUACUGCGAUGAUGGUAAUAUUUUGGUCUCAACAAGUUUACAUGUUACUACUCACGAGGCUUGUUAUGGGAUUCAGUAUUGGUUUGGCUGUCACACUUGUCCCAAUAUAUAUCUCAGAGAUUGCCCCUUCAGAGAUAAGAGGAAAACUAAAUACAUUCCCUCAGUUAAGUGGUUCUUUAGGGAUGUUAUUAUCCUAUUGUAUGGUGUUUUGGAUGUCCCUAAUGCCUAAGUCUCCAAGUUGGCUUGUGAGGCAAGGAAGGGUCGAUGAAGCAAAGAAAGUUUUACAAAGACUACGAAGAAGGCAAGAUGUCUCAGGUGAAAUUGCGAGUCUUAUUGAAGGCACACAAAUUGAUCAGGCUCCGUGUUUACAAGAGUACAAAAUUAGGCCUAAGGAAAGUGUAAAUGAUACAAUGGUUUUAAAUAGUGAAGACUCUGAACUGUAUGUCCUUCAAGAAGAUUUACCUCGUGUUGCCUAUAUGAUUAAGGAAACCACAGAUGAAAAUAUUGUUAGUUCUUUCACUAGUCAUGGAGCAUCCUUUUUUGAUCCACUUGUUAGCCUUAUUGGGAGUGUACAUGAGAGUUCCCUUGAGGGAUGCAAUAUGUUUGGUGAAGUAGAACAACAAUGUGCAACUAUGUGGGAUGAAGAGAAUCAAAAAGGACCCACAGAGGAUGAACCAGAACAUGAAAGAGAUGAUAUGGGGGAGAAUAUCAAUGAUCCACUGAUUGAUGGUUCAAUAGGCAGAGAAAGAAGUGAAUUGGUUACAUCGCACAGAAGAAGAGGUUUGCUUCCUUCUCGGAAAAGUGGCUAUAUUGGUGGAGGUUGGCAACUAGCAUGGAAAUCUUCUGAUGUGUUCUCAAAUGGACAAGUACAAGAUUGUAUGGACCGAGUAUACUUGCAUGAAGGUGUGCCAAACCCUGAAAAGAAAUCCAGUUUGGAUAAUUCAACAGAUUGCAAAUUCACACAAGCUACUGCUUUGGUUAAUAAGUCCGUUUUUCACAAAGAUCAGUUUGGAAGUCAGAACAUUGAUCUUCACUCGUCGGAGAAAAACUUGAAAGGCACAAAAUGGGGUAAUCUAUUAGAACCUGGAGUAAAGCGUGCAUUGAUAGCGGGUGUUGGAAUACAGUUACUUCAGCAGUUUGCUGGAAUCAACGGCAUUCUCUAUUAUACUCCACAGAUACUUGACCAAGCUGGUGUUGGGGUUCUUAUUUCCAGUAUUGGUCUCAGUUCAACUUCUGCGUCUAUUCUUAUGAGUGCCCUUACGACAUUAUUGAUGCUUCCCUUUAUUGGUAUUGCAAUGUGGCUCAUUGAUCGAGCGGGAAGAAGGAAGCUGCUUCUUGUCACCAUACCGAUCUUGGUACUAGCGCUACUUGUUUUGAUUGUUGUCAACAUUGUGGACUUGAGUGUUGGAUUACAUGCUGCCCUUUCAACAACAAGUGUCAUCGUAUACUUUUGCAUAUUUGUGAUGGGAUUUGGUCCAAUACCCAACAUUUUUUGUUCGGAAAUCUUCCCCGCCAGAGUCCGAGCCAUUUGCUCUGCUAUAUGCAGCCUCACAUUUUGGAUAAGUGAUAUCAUUGUUACAUACACCCUUCCUCUAAUGAUGAGCUCUCUCGGCUUUACUGGUGUUUUCGGGUUAUAUGCGGUGGUUUGCAUUUUGGCCAUGUUAUUUGUGUAUAUGAGAGUGCCAGAAACAAGAGGCAUGCCGCUUGAAGUCAUUGCAGAGUUCUACGCGCUUGGGCCAUAUUGGCACGCGGAUCAAAAACAGAAGGGGGAUACGAAGGACAAGGAAUCUGAAGAAACAUUUGAAGCAGUAAGAUAG